UACCUCUCUUUCUCUCUCUAGGUUUUCUUGUGCAUUUAAGGCCAAACACUACACCCUUGAACGAGCCAUUCUCUCUCUUUAAGAGGCUUUUUUAACCCCCUCCUUCUCUUUCUAAACUGUUAAAUCAAGAAAACAGAUGGGCUCUUGCUCUACUGCCCAUAUAGCAACACUGCUCAUGAUAGUGCUAUGUAGCAUGCUGUUGCUAUGUGAAGGGAAGCAGCUGAGCUCCAAGUUCUAUGAUUCGAGCUGCCCCAAUGCCCUCUCUACCAUCCGCACCGCCAUUCAUGCCGCGAUAUCGGCAGAGAGGCGGAUGGGAGCCUCCCUUAUUCGCCUCCACUUCCAUGAUUGCUUUGUCAAUGGUUGCGAUGCAUCGCUGCUGUUGGACUCGACUUCCUCUUUCGAGAGCGAACAGAAUGCCAUUCAGAACAUCGAGUCUGCUAGAGGCUUCCAAGUCAUUGAAAAGGCAAAGUCGAGAGUGGAAAGCAUAUGUCCAGGUGUGGUCUCCUGUGCAGACAUCCUUGCAGUUGCAGCAAGAGACUCUUCUGUAAAGUUGGGAGGUCCAUCGUGGACUGUGAAGCUAGGGCGAAGAGACUCUGCAAUGGCCAGCAAGAGUGAGGCACAGAGAGAACUCCCUCUCUUCACCGCUCCCUUGGACAGUCUCAUCUCUAGC
Messenger RNA from Amborella trichopoda, 670 nucleotides. Its product is annotated as lignin-forming anionic peroxidase. The record is from RefSeq and is a predicted model, not a curated record. Gene Ontology annotation, molecular function: heme binding; peroxidase activity. NCBI's taxonomy places the organism in Eukaryota, Viridiplantae, Streptophyta, Magnoliopsida, Amborellales, Amborellaceae. Gene Ontology annotation, biological process: hydrogen peroxide catabolic process; response to oxidative stress.